AUGUACCAAACUGAUGAUUCAAUAUUUACGGCCUGCUCUUAUCCACAUCUACAGAAUGUCAAUGUUAUUCAUAUGGACAUCAGGAAUCCCAGGGUCAACAAAAUUUUGUCCAUGCCGCCCAACUCCACAGGUGUUUGUUGUUGUAGGUAUGAAGCGCUCGACAGAAAUUAUACCAGCCUACAACAAUUUGUGCUCUACCAACAGAUGGCUUGUGAGCAGCAACAUCCUGUGGCCUGUCUCUGCACCAACAAUAGACUAGCAUCAAAAUUUGUUCAAAGGACAGAUGGCUCUUUUGAAAAAUGA
Messenger RNA from Helobdella robusta, 303 nucleotides. RefSeq lists its product as hypothetical. NCBI's taxonomy places the organism in Eukaryota, Metazoa, Annelida, Clitellata, Rhynchobdellida, Glossiphoniidae. The transcript has 2 exons. The record is from RefSeq and is a predicted model, not a curated record. The coding region runs from base 1 to 303 and encodes 100 amino acids.